AGCAGAGACAAUGACGGGGGCAAACUAAGCCCGUGCAGAUGCCUACAGAUGGGAUGAAGAUCCCAUUAGAGCUAGAUGACUAUGGUGGUUUGCCACAAAAGGUCAGACGACAGAUUGUGGUCCAGUUGCGGGAGAAUCUCCCAGAUGCUUACACAGCGUGGGGACAAGUCCUUCGUGAGCAUCGGGACAUGUAUUGGAAUAUAUUCAGUCAAACAUAUGAAUGGGAUCCUGCGAUUGAAAAGCCUGUAAAAGAUUUAUGGAACAUGACAGCAAGGAUCAAGUUCAAGCAUGCACUUAGUGAGUUGAAAGCUAAGUGUGCAAAGAGAAACUUUCAAGCUAAGCCUCCAGAUAUGAAUCCAGAGUUAUGGGCGAAGCUUGUUCAUUUAUGGACUGAGGACGAGGGUCAUUUGAGAAGGUCAAGUUCUGCAAAGGCUAAUCGAGCAAAAGGACCGAGGGUGACGCAUACCAACGAUACAAUGAACGUUAAUGUUUAUAGAAAGAAAAUGCAACAAGCAAACCCCGAGGGUCGUCUACCAACAUAUCUUAAGGUCUACACUAGUAGAAGGCAGCACAAAGGAAAAGGAAAAGACCAACUGUUUGUAUAUUGUAAUGAUGAGGCUCAAGAAAUCGAAGAAAAAUUGACAGCUGAAUGUGCUACUAGACAAGAAGAAGAAGGAUUUGACCCUACAAUACUUCAUGGUGAGAUAUUACUUAGGGCAACUGGUGAGGUCAAGAAAGGAUGGCUGAAAGGUUUGGAUAUUCACACAUAUCCACAAGAUAUAAGUGUGAGUACAUCUAGACAAGAACCAUUUGGGCCACCUAUUAUAGGACAAUCUAAUAGGACUACCGAAUUAGAGCAGACUAUUGAAUCAUUGAAGGCAGAUAAUCAUAGCCUUCGACAAACACAAAUGGCCCUUUGAGCGGCUAAUGAUAACCUACGGCAGCAACAAUCCACCCUUGCGACACAGAUGCAGCAACUCUACCAGCAUUUAGGGAUGACCCUAGCGGAUACCAGUGGGACAGUCACCCCUAUGACACCUCGAGAUAUUUAGGUUUUUCAUAUUUUAAUUAAAUAUUUGUAUUGACU
This is a messenger RNA of Rubroshorea leprosula, 1087 nucleotides long. NCBI's taxonomy places the organism in Eukaryota, Viridiplantae, Streptophyta, Magnoliopsida, Malvales, Dipterocarpaceae. The record is from the annotation of a GenBank genome assembly.